Pundamilia nyererei is the source of this 2101-nucleotide messenger RNA. RefSeq names its product vitamin D3 hydroxylase-associated protein-like. Gene Ontology annotation, biological process: fatty acid catabolic process. Bases 204 to 2000 code for a protein of 598 amino acids. The record is from RefSeq and is a predicted model, not a curated record. NCBI's taxonomy places the organism in Eukaryota, Metazoa, Chordata, Actinopteri, Cichliformes, Cichlidae. The transcript is spliced from 15 exons. Gene Ontology annotation, molecular function: amidase activity; fatty acid amide hydrolase activity.
GUAAGUGCUGUGCUCAGUCGGCUGAGCUCGGAUCAUACCAAAUUUAGGGGGAAUUUGCGCGCUAUGUGCCUCAAAUAUUGUGUAGUUUUUUAUACAGUUGUCAGUCAGGCAUCUAACUAUGAAAUAAACUAGAUUCCAAAAGACCCUGGGCUUCUGAAACAACCCGGGCUUAAGCCCAGUAAGCCUCCCUACCCGCUCCGCCGAUGAUUUACAGCCCCAGGACAAAGACGAAAACCACGCAGAACACUGAACCGUUUAUUAAGAGAGUGAAGAUGGACAACUGGACAGCGGCUCUGCUCACUGGUGUUGCCUGCAUUGUGGGAUACCUGGUUGUGCGGGUGAAAAAGAUCAACAGCCUCCGACAGGCAGAGGAAAAGAUCAAGAGAGCCAGAAACAGGAGAGAUGAGAGCUUGCAGCGGGCAGAGCAGGCGGUGCUCCGGUACAAACAGUCGCAUCCGACAACUGACUCUGCUUUCAUCCUGACACUCUCCCUGUCUGAGCUGACAAAGCAGCUGAAGGAAGGCUCACUUACCCCUGAGGAUGUGCUUUACUCUUACAUGGAAAAGACUCUGGCUGUAAACCAAAAGCUGAACUGCUGCACUGAAAUUUUGCUGGAGAGUUUGGACCAGCUGACAACUGUUGGCUCCAACAAGGAUGGUCUCUUGUACGGAGUUCCAGUUAGCAUCAAAGAAAAUAUUGCAUUUAAGGAUCAUGACUGUUCUUGUGGUGUGAUCAUUAACCUGGACCAGCCCGCUGAAAAGGACAGUGUGCUUGUUCAAGUCCUGAAGAAACAAGGAGCUAUUCCCUUUGUGAAAACCAACUUGGCCCAAGCCCUCAUGAGCUAUGACUGCAGUAAUCCUAUCUACGGGCAGACUGUGAACCCUCAUAACCCCCAGAAGACUCCUGGUGGUUCAUCUGGUGGGGAGGCGGCUCUCAUUGGGGGAGGGGGCUCCCUGCUCGGUAUAGGCACUGAUCUAGGUGGCAGUAUCCGUCUUCCGUCUUCAUUCUGUGGAAUCUGUGGUUUCAAGCCAACUGCUCACCGACUGAGUUUACAGGGUUUUCGUUCAAUUUGUCGAGGACAAAAGUCAGUGUCGUCAUCUCCUGGACCCAUGGCAAGAGAUGUGGACAGCCUGGCUCUGUGCAUGCAGGCGCUUCUUUGUGACCACAUGUUUUCUUUGGACCCCACUGUUCCACCGUUACCUUUUAACAUGGAGAUAUACAGAAGCUCCAGACCUCUUAGGAUUGGUUAUUUGGAAAAUGAUGGCUACUUGCAACCGUCUCCAAGCAUGGUCCGAGGUGUCAGAGAGGUCAAAGCUCUGUUAGAGCAAGCAGGGCACACAUUGGUUCCUUACGCUCCACUGAAAAUCAGCCAAAUUGUUCCUGAGCUAUUAAUAACGGGUGUAUAUGCAGAUGGUGCUACCACCCUUCUACAAAAACUGAAAGGGGCACUUCUGGACCCUUCUCUGAAGCGGCAGGUUUUCACACACUCGCUCCCUAAGUGGUUUAAGAAAAUCCUUUCCUUCCUACUAAAACCUGUGUCACCUCGUCUGUCUUCCAACGUGAGUGCUAUUUGUGGAGUUCGAUCUGUUUCCGAUCUGUGGAAGCAACAUGCUGCUGUUGAGGACUAUAUUCAAGAGACAAUAGCACAUUGGAGGAGCUGCAAUAUCGAUGUGCUGUUGUCCCCCAUGAUAGGGCCAGCCAGCAGGUUAUUGCACGCUGACAAAGUUUCAACUGCUGUCAGUUGCACGAUGCUCUACAAUCUCUUAAAAUUUCCUGCGGGUGUAGUCACUGUUUCCACAGUGACUGCGAAGGAUGAGGAGGAACUAAAGCACUAUAAGGGCUGUUAUCAGGACAGUUUUGACAAGUCCCUCAAAGAGGCAAUGACUGGUGGCGAGGGUCUACCUGUGGCGGUUCAGUGUGUUGCUCUGCCGUGGCAGGAUGAGCUCUGCCUGCGCUUCAUGAAGGAAGUGGAACAACUGGUCAAAGAAAGCAAGAAGUAAAGCUGCUUUCUUCCUCAGUCUCACAGGAGAGGCUGCAGACUUCAGAGGCAAUGUGUUAACUUGAGUAGAUCCUAUAAAUGAGAGCUGAAUCUUUCAUAAAU